Molecule: messenger RNA, 3161 nt
Organism: Petromyzon marinus (sea lamprey)
Lineage: Eukaryota; Metazoa; Chordata; Hyperoartia; Petromyzontiformes; Petromyzontidae
Gene: PM20D1
Product: peptidase M20 domain containing 1
Biological process (GO): lipid metabolic process; amino acid metabolic process
Molecular function (GO): hydrolase activity, acting on carbon-nitrogen (but not peptide) bonds, in linear amides
Source: RefSeq, a predicted model, not a curated record
AUGGCCCGUGCUCGGACUCUGCUCGCCGCGGCCGCCGCGCUGCUCGCCGCGCUCGUGGCGGCGCGCGCGCUCCUGUGGGAGGCGGGCGGGGGAGGGCGCGCGGCGGGCGGGGACAUCCGCCUCGGCUCGGCGCCUCGCCUCGCGCUCGAGCCGCUUGGCGGGAAGCGCGAGGCGCUCGAGGCGCUUGGCGGGAAGCGCGAGGCGCUCGAGGCGCUUGGCGGGAAGCGCGAGGCGCUCGAGGCGCUUGGCGGGAAGCGCGAGGCGCUUGGCGGGAAGCGCGAGGCGCGCGCGUGCGCGAGGCUGCGCGCGGCCGUGCGCGUGCCCACGGUCUCCCGAGAGGGUCCCGGCGCAGCGGACGAGGUGGCGCUGCUGCGGUUCGGCAGGCUGCUGCGCGAGGAAUUCCCAGCGGUGUUCGAGUCAGAGCUGGUGACCCACGACCUGGUGGCCAACUUCAGCCACCUGCUGACGGUACGUGGCGCUGAUGGUGGGCGGACGCCCUACAUGCUGACUGCCCACCUGGAUGUCGUGCCCGCUCCAGACUAUGGAUGGGACGUGCCGCCCUUUUCUGGAGAGAUUCACCAAGGCUACAUCUACGGCCGAGGGACCAUAGAUGACAAGCACAGUCUCAUGGCCAUUCUGGAGGCGUUAGAGCUUCUUCUGCAGCGUGGGUUUGUCCCACAGAGGACCUUCUACAUUGGCAUUGGACACGAUGAAGAGAUCGGGGGAGACAAAGGUGCACGUAAUAUUGCAAAGGUACUGGAGUCCAGAGGAGUCAAGUUGGACUUCCUGCUGGAUGAGGGAAUGGUCAUCUUGGAUGGGGUCGUGCCAGGCCUGCAGAUACCAGUGGCCGUGGUGGGUGUGUCGGAGAAGGGCUCGCUCAUGCUGAGGCUGCGUGUGCGCACAGAGACGGGCCACUCCUCUAUGCCCGCCAAGGAGAGUUGCAUCGGCAUCCUCUCCGCUGCCAUCACGCGCCUGGAGAGCAACCCCUUGCCUCAGCAGUUUGGGUCUGGACCAGAAAGAGCACUCUUUGAAUACCUCUCGCCACAGUUCAACUUUCCGAUGCGAGUGGUGACGUCCAACCUUUGGCUCUUUGGCCCGAUUUUCAGCUGGGUGCUGGGUCAGAAGCCAACCACCAAUGCCCUAAUCAGGACCACAACUGCAGUGACUGAAUUCCACGCAGGUGUCAAGCCGAACGUGGUGGCGCCGCUCGCCGAGGCCACCGUCAACUACCGCAUCCACCCGGCUCAGUCGGUGAGCGAGGUGCUGCGCUUGACCGAGGAGAUCAUCGCCGACGACCGAGUGGAGCUGGAGGUCCUCUCCUCCAUGGAGCCCCUGCCUAUCAGCCCGUUUGACGAGUCUGCCACUGGCUACUGGACAAUCAGCAAAAGCAUCACGGACACCUUCCCAGACAUCGUCAGCGCCCCUGGACUCUGUAUUGCCAACACGGAUACCAGGCAUUAUCAGAAGCUGACCAGCGCUCUCUACAGAUUCACACCAGUUUGGAAUAAACUGGAGGAUAUUCCAAGGUAUCACGGGGUGAAUGAGAGGAUAUCGUUACAAAACUAUAAACAGACCAUUCAUUUCUACUUUAACCUUAUGCAGAAUGCAGACCAAGAGGAGCCUUUGAUAAAACACUUCCACACAGAAGACCUGUAAGGGUACAUCACCCCUUUGUGCAGGUUGUUGUUGCUGUUGGGAUUCAUUUUCUAAUUUUAAGCAGAAAACUCAACUGCUGAUCACUUUUUAAAAAAACGUUUGAAUUCACUUUGCAGUAGGGGUCUCAUGUUGGGAAAAUGUCUCUUGCGCCAUACUUUCUUUCAGAAGUGGUGGAUUUACAACUGAAAUGUCUUAAAAAAACUGUAACUGCCAAACUUUCACGAUUGCAGUGAAAGCCUUCUUUUCCACAAUAUUAUGCGUGGCCCAAAAUAGUUUUUUUUCCUAUUAUCGCCAUCCUAUGUAUGCUUUUAUGGGUAAGAGGAGUCACCAAUAUGUGGUGGCCAUGGGCCCUACAUUCAUCAAUUUAUUUGUGUUGUUGUGAAUAAUGAGAACAGCACUUGCCUGUGAAUGUGCUGAUGUCACGAUAGCGCCUCACAUCGCUGUGAAUCAGAAGCUGGGUAUCAUUGGCCGGAAAGUGGAGCUGACAAAGGUUCUUCAACUACGGCCGCAAAACUUUAAACUCACUCCCUUAUUUUCACUCCACUCGAUUGCUGCAACUCCCUCACGCUCGGUCUUCCCUCCUAUGCAAUGAAACCACUUAAACAAAUCCAAAAUGCUGCUGCCCGGAUCAUUUUUAAUCACCCCCUACCACUCCCACACACACCUCUCCUCGUCCAGCUACACCGGAUUUCAAAUUCCUCACUCUAGUUUACAAGUUUUUCGUUUCCCGCAUCUCGCUCUUCUCUCCUUCUCGUCCUCUGUAUUCACAAUCCCAGCUCUGUCCGUUCCCCCUCCUCCUCGUACCCAAUCACCAUUCCCUUCUUCCUCGCUUCUGGCCUCUUUACACUAGAACAAGCUGACCUGACGUGUCAAACAAUCAGCCUCACGGUCUAUUCAUCGUUCUUCCCUUAAAACUCACUCGCUGAUUUUCCCUUGCUUACCCAAACUCCCCUUCCCCCCUCCCUUCCCCAUCGGUAACUCUAUCCCUCUUCCCAACUUCCUUACGCAUUCAUCAUCAUCAUGACCCACUCGCUGUCACUUUCAUCACCGUUUAAUUCAAGCAUCAUCAUAUUCAUCAUGCACUCUAUCCUCAUUAACUCAUCGCAUCUCAUCACGCCGUUUAAACGUACAAAUUGAGAAUUGCUUGUUUAGCGCCUUGAUUAAGGCACUAUAUAAAUUAAAAUAAUGUAAUGUAAUAAUAUUAUUGGGUCCUUCGGUAAAGUCACGUAGAUAGGUUUUGUUAUUUUCUUUGAACCUAUCUACACCGAUCUUCACCGAAAGACCCAAGAAUAUGAAUUCCUGCAGUCACGAAAGCUUUAAGUCAAUAUAAUCACAAAAUAAUUGUAAUUUGCACUCAUGAGGCACCUUUCGCAGUCUCAAGUUGUCAUGAAUCAAAAGAAGAGAGGUAUCGGAGAAAGAGCCGGUAGGAAAAAUAAGAGCCAAAGAGAAAUAAAAAUGAUUUUUUAAUGAUGUUGGCAGUUUAUAAUUUAUCAUGGGACCUCCUU